Molecule: messenger RNA, 1178 nt
Organism: Mus musculus (house mouse)
Lineage: Eukaryota; Metazoa; Chordata; Mammalia; Rodentia; Muridae
Product: predicted gene, 57772
Exons: 4
Coding region: 1-1038 (345 amino acids)
Source: RefSeq, a predicted model, not a curated record
AUGUCCUCUAGGCGUGCUCGGCCACUAGAGUACCUGUCUCUCUUCUUGGCAAGCAGUGGCUGGGCAAGGACAAGGAUACCAGCCAGCAGAUUCUCCAGUGGUGAUGGGCCCAAUGGCCGCCUGCAGGAAGUGGAGUUCGGCACUCCUGACCAAUUAAAUCACAGAUCACCAUACAGCGAGGCUUACUGCUCUCACGUUGUCACCUACAAAUACGGUAACUUCCUGCAGGCUCCGGAGAAGUUCUUCAAUAAACAUGUCAAGGGUCAGGGACCCGGACACGGGCCCGGCAGAGCGGGAAGCGCAGAGGGGCUUCCUCGCCUGAGCCGCAGCUCCGCCAGCGCUCCGGACGCACGCGUCCGCCAGAGGGAGGCACAAGGCACCGGGCGGGUUGGGAUCCCGGGGCUGCCCGGGCGGGACGUGUCCAGCCACGCAUCGGGGCGCCGCGGCCACCCGCGCCAAAGCCGCCCGUGGGCCAGCCGCCGACCGGCACACCGAGGCGCAGCGUGGGCGGGAUUGUGGUUGCUCCCCAGGAGCACGGCGCUCACCUCUGCUUCAUGCUGCUGUGUCCUCGUGGCCGGCGAGGCCACCCAGCCGCGCGCCGGGACACGCAGCCGCAGCCCCCGCGCGCUAGCCCGCAGCGUCCGGCGCGGCAGCAGCAGCAGUAGCGGCGGCAGGAGCGGCGCCGCCGGGGCGGGGCCAGCACAUGGGAGGGCGGGGGCUGCGGCCCUUCAGGCUGGACCACCGACCCCAACGGGGGUGCGGGUGCUCAGUGCUCCCGCAGCUCACUCCUGCUCCUCAUACUCAGAGGCCCGGUUGUCACCUCCAGGGUCGGUCCUGAAGAAGUCUCACGGAUCACAAGCAGCUACCCUGCGACUGGGAGGAUCUGUUUGCAGAGGAAGCUGCAGGCCUGCCGACUGCGAUGACCUGGGAGCAGCGCUAGCCCUGUGGACCGCAGCUGAGGGAGAAGGUCGCCUUCCCCAGCAUCAGCUCCAAGCGCUGCUGUGUGGACAGCAGCACCCCCUUCCUACAGGGCUGUGACCUCACUGCCACCUGGGGCUGCUGCCUCUGAGGUAGCAGACACAAAGAGCGUGACCUUCCAACAGUGAUUGACAAUUUAAUGGGAUUCUUUGGUCAUUGCGGGACAUUUAUAACUGAAGUGGGAAGGAAUUUCAUAUGGC